Plasmodium vinckei vinckei is the source of this 690-nucleotide messenger RNA. Its product is annotated as conserved Plasmodium protein, unknown function. Bases 1 to 690 code for a protein of 229 amino acids. The record is from RefSeq and is a predicted model, not a curated record. The transcript is spliced from 6 exons. Gene Ontology annotation, molecular function: ubiquitin-protein transferase activity. Gene Ontology annotation, biological process: double-strand break repair via homologous recombination; DNA damage tolerance. Gene Ontology annotation, cellular component: Smc5-Smc6 complex; nucleus. Lineage: Eukaryota; Apicomplexa; Aconoidasida; Haemosporida; Plasmodiidae.
AUGUUGGAAAUUGAAUGGGCUGCUAAACUUUUAACUCAAUUGUUAGUUCAUGAAAAGUGUAUGAAAGAGAAAUAUGCUGCUGAAUUAUUCAAAAGAUUUGGUGACAUCAAUCAAAUUAUUCAUUAUAUGAAUCACCACCUCGAUCCUCUUGGUUUUAUGGUCAAUAAUGAAUUAAUAAACGGUGAAGAAUAUUUAAUAUUAAAUUGUGAAAAACACAAAAUACCAGAAUACCAAUGGAAUGAUACCGAAUUAGAACUUAACCUAAAGGAAGAACAUUUAUUUAAUUCUAAAUUAAAAAAAAAUGAAAUAAGUUUAUACUAUUUAAUCAUUGAUUAUAUAGUCAAUAAUAAUGAAAAAUUAAAAAUUAAUGAUACUGAAAUGUCCUAUGAAAGUUUUUGUAUACAGUUAAAUAUAAGAAAUGCAAAUACCCAAAAAUCAAUAAUGGAUAGAUUAAUAGCAAAUGAUUGGAUUACGAGUGAGGAUGGAUAUUUAUCUCUAGGAACUCGAUUUUUUACAGACUUGAUAAAAUAUUUCCCUCUUAAUAAAUUGGAAAAAUGCUCCUUAUGUAAUAAGGCAAUAAUUGUUGAGAAUAUUGAAUGCAAAAAUUGCAUGUCACUUUAUCAUGCCCACUGUUUUAAAGGGCUGGCAAAUAAAUUGUCACUUUGCUACAUAUGCAAAAGUCCAUUUUAG